This is a messenger RNA of Galendromus occidentalis (western predatory mite), 1581 nucleotides long. Its product is annotated as alpha-L-fucosidase. The transcript has a single exon. Gene Ontology annotation, biological process: glycoside catabolic process; fucose metabolic process. The coding region runs from base 67 to 1464 and encodes 465 amino acids. Gene Ontology annotation, molecular function: alpha-L-fucosidase activity. Lineage: Eukaryota; Metazoa; Arthropoda; Arachnida; Mesostigmata; Phytoseiidae. Gene Ontology annotation, cellular component: lysosome. The record is from RefSeq and is a predicted model, not a curated record.
UCGCUGAGUGAUUCAAAAGCCUUGUCGGUGCUUUGGGCAACGCAGCAGCCGCAAGUGUUUGGCAAAAUGUUACUGCGAGCUGCCCUUCUGCUAUCCAUCGCAUCGGUCGUCUUGGGCCUGGAGCGUUACGUUCCGACCUGGGAAUCCUUGGACAAACGACCGGCGCCUACUUGGUACGACGAAGCCAAGGUGGGAAUUUUCCUCCAUUGGGGUGUGUUUUCGGUGCCCUCUUUCUCAGGAGAAUGGUUCUGGCAGCACUGGAGCUCCGGAAAUGCCGACGCUGUCGAUUUCAUGAAACGAAACUACAGGCCAGGAUUCACUUACGCUGACUUCGCCAAGGAUUUCACGGCGGAAUUCUACAACGCGAGCCGCUGGGCGAAACUCUUCAACGAUGCCGGAGCGAAGUACGUGGUUUUGACUUCGAAGCAUCACGAUGGAUAUACUCUGUGGCCGUCCCCGACGUCAUUCAACUGGAACUCAAUGGACGUGGGACCCAAGAGGGACCUGGUUGGCGAACUCGCGACGGCUGCCCGUGCAGAAGGACUCCAUUUUGGACUCUACCACUCCUUGUACGAAUGGUUCAACCCAUUGUACCUACAGGACAAGAGAAACUUGUUCGAAACUCAGACCUAUGUCGAAAGGAAAGCGAUGCCAGAACUUUACCAGAUCGUUAACGACUACGAACCGGAGAUUAUUUGGUCUGACGGCGAUUGGGAAGCCACUGAUGAGUACUGGAACGCGACUAAUUUCUUGGCGUGGCUCUACAACGAUAGUCCGGUAAGGAAUUCGGUUCUCGUCAACGACCGAUGGGGACUUGGAACCCCUUGCGCACACGGAGACUUCUACAACUGCAAAGACCGAUACAAUCCCGGCACCUUGCAAACUCACAAAUGGGAGAACGCUAUGACCCUCGAUCGGGACUCCUGGGGAUACCGACGAACAAUGUCAUUGGAAGACGUUUUGGACACGCAGGAGUUGUUGACUACUCUCGUGGAAACGGUCAGCUGCAACGGUAACCUGCUCGUGAACGUUGGGCCGAGGAAAGACGGAACCAUCGAGCCCAUUUUCGAGGAACGCUUGCUCGAGAUGGGGGAGUGGCUGAAAGUUAACGGUGAGGCUAUCUAUGAGUCGCGUCCGUGGCUUCAUCAGAACGACACCACGAAUCCUGACGUGUGGUACACGGCUAAAAACCAGGCCGUUUACGCCAUCAUUCUGAAACCGACUGACGUGGUUGAUGUAAGCGGUUUGAAUUCGCGGAGCAUCGGUGCUGUCGUGAGCAUGAAACUUCUAGGAAGCGAUGCGGUUAUCAACUUCACAAUUGAUGAGAGCAGAACCCAGAUCUCGCUACCGAAAAACCGCCCCACCGGAAUUUUGACUGUGAAAGUGACUCCUGCGCAUGGAAUCGAUCUCGAUGAUAUUCAGAUCUCACACAAGUACGUCAAUCACCGCAUGGCUCAAGAAUAGCUGCUUGAUACACUUCAUUGCCGAUAGCCCUGAUUGAUGAACGACGGAUGCUCGAAACAAGCUCAAGAGCUCAGCAUCAGCCGGCGAUGCCUUCAAUACGGAAUAAAUAACUUCUCA